UUCAUCUUUCUAACGACAUUACAUAAAUCAUUGUUCUUAGGAGCAAAAAAAGUUGACGUUUGCAAAUAGUGACACGCCAAAUUAAGUUACACACAGAAAGACUCGUUCGUUUCCUUCUCUCACUUCCCCUUUUCUCGUCCAUUGGUUCACUUCUUUUCAUUCUCUCUCUCUCUGAGAAGGGUAAGAAGCCAUUCAAGGAAAUAAAAAUCGCAGUCUUCAAAGAACGGGCACACAAGAAAGCGCGUUUUUUUUUCCUCUCAACGUAACGGAUUUUCUCCUUCACUGUUUCCAACAUACCCAGAGGGAAAAGAGAAAGUGGGUCUUCUUUUCUUCUCAGAAAGUUUCAUUCUUGGCUUCGAAUCUCUUCAUUUUCUUGAUCUCUGUCCAAAGGGUCUCGUGUAGUGUAGUGCCUUUUUUUUUUUUUUUCCUCUUUUUCUCGCUCUAGAGAAUGGUGGCAGUGAGAAACAUUGUGCUGCUGUUGCUUUGCAUUACUGUUGUGGCUCCGAUUGUGCUCUACACUGAUCGCCUUGGCACCUUUGAGUCCCCUUCAAACAAACAGGAGUUUAUUGAAGAUGUCACUGCUUUUGCUUUCAGUGCAGCAGACUUUAGUCAUUUGAAUCUGUUACCCCAGGAAACUUCAACGGCUGUGAAAGAACCUGUUAGGGUUGUGUAUACUGAGGAGGAUUCAACUAACAAAAGGAAUUUGCCUCAAGGCUUGCAAUUGGUGAAAUCAAGGGAGCAUGUGUUUGCCAGGAUGUUGUCAACUACAACUGAGGAAGAUCUGGCUAAAAAGGAGAACCCCAUUAAACUGGUGACUGAUGGAAUUAAGCAAGGAAAUCAAGGUGAUGCAUCUGGUGAAAAUGUAAAUGGGGAAGAUGCUAUUGAUGUUGAUGACAAUGAUGGGAAACUUGCUAAAUCAAUUAGUGCUUCUACUCAAGAGCCUGAAAUUAAGGAGCAACAACUAGCCACAGAAACUUCUAGCAAAAUAAACCAAAAAGGUUCUGAAUUGUCUGAAACCAAUAAGCAGAAUGAUCGAACACCAUCUGAUGCCCGGGUGAAGCAGAUAAAAGAUCAGCUUAUCCAAGCUAAGGUCUAUCUUUCCCUUCCAGUUGUAAAAUCCAACCCACAUCUCACUCGGGAGCUUCGAUUACGGGUAAAAGAAGUUUCACGAACACUUGGGGAAGCAAUCAAAGAUUCUGAUUUACCUAGGAAUGCAAAUGAGAGAAUGAGGGCGAUGGAGCAGACACUGAUGAAAGGAAAGCAAGCUCAAGAUGAUUGUGCUGCUGUUGUGAAGAAGCUUAGGGCUAUGCUCCACUCAUCGGAGGAGCAGCUUCAUGUUCUCAAGAAGCAGACUUUGUUCUUAACACAAUUGACAGCAAAAACACUGCCCAAAGGUCUUCAUUGUCUUCCAUUGCGCCUUACUACUGAGUAUCAUAAUAUGAAUUCUUCUCACCAACAAUUCCCCCAUCAAGAGAAUUUAGAAGACCCCCAUUUAUACCAUUAUGCCAUAUUUUCAGACAACAUAUUAGCAACAGCUGUUGUUGUGAACUCAACUGUUUCCAAUACUAAGGAUGCCUCAAAACAUGUUUUCCACAUUGUCACUGAUAGACUCAAUUACGCAGCGAUGAGGAUGUGGUUUUUGGUGAAUCCACCUGGCAAGGCAACCAUUCAAGUUCAAAACAUUGAAGACUUUACAUGGUUGAAUGCAAGUUACAGUCCUGUUCUUAAACAGUUGGGUUCCCAAUCCAUGAUUGAUUAUUACUUCAAGGCUCAUCGAGUAACUUCUGAUUCAAAUCUUAAGUUUCGGAAUCCAAAGUAUUUGUCUAUCUUGAACCACCUCCGGUUCUAUCUGCCUGAGAUCUUUCCAAAGCUCAACAAAGUGCUGUUUUUGGAUGAUGAUAUUGUUGUGCAGAAGGAUCUGACUGAUCUGUGGUCAAUUGAUUUGAAAGGCAACGUAAAUGGUGCUGUAGAAACUUGUGGAGAAAGUUUUCACCGAUUUGAUCGCUAUCUCAACUUCUCAAAUCCUCUUAUUGCGAAGAAUUUUGACCCACAUGCUUGUGGGUGGGCAUAUGGUAUGAAUGUCUUUGAUUUAGCAGAAUGGAAGAGGCAAAACAUCACAGAGGUUUACCACAACUGGCAGAAUCUGAAUCAUGAUAGACAACUAUGGAAGUUAGGAACACUGCCACCAGGUCUCAUAACAUUCUGGAAACGCACUUUCCCGCUGAACCGAUCUUGGCACAUUUUAGGUCUUGGCUACAACCCCAAUGUCAACCAAAGAGAUAUCGAGCAGUCUGCUGUUGUACACUAUAAUGGGAACAUGAAACCGUGGCUUGAGAUAAGUAUUCCCAAGUUCCGACGUUACUGGACGAAUUAUGUUGAUUAUGAUCAUGUGUAUUUGAGAGAAUGCAACAUCAAUCCAUAGAUAGGUCGUUUUGGUAUGUUUAAUCAUUGAAGUUUUCUUAGCAUUUGCCAGCACCUUCUAGGUCUGCGAUUCCAUCUGUGUAGGGCUUCUACUUUUUUAAAGCUUUACAAUUCUUUUUGUAUACGUGUUCCUGUUUUUAAAUUGGUAUUUUUUGGUCUUGCAACCCUUGAUCAGAAACCUGCAGAGAAUGCUAACUGUACUUGUAAAUGAAAUGAAGAGGCUAGUUCUUUUUAUUUCUUUGUGAUUCUUCUUUGGCUCUAUGUUUUAGAUUGUACCCUCCCACCUCCCCUGCCCCUUUUUCAAAACAACUCGUCUUGUAGUCUUCCUUUUAUUUCUUGUACAUGUUUUUAUUUAAGUUGACACUCUUCAAUAGUGUAUCUAGCUUUGUACAACCCUGUGUAGAGUGCUAGCUACUCUUUUGCUACAUGUAAUAAUACAAUACCUUGUGCAAUUUAUUAAUUUUAACCCAUCAUUAAU
Molecule: messenger RNA, 2899 nt
Organism: Glycine soja
Lineage: Eukaryota; Viridiplantae; Streptophyta; Magnoliopsida; Fabales; Fabaceae
Product: probable galacturonosyltransferase 4
Exons: 9
Coding region: 449-2422 (657 amino acids)
Molecular function (GO): polygalacturonate 4-alpha-galacturonosyltransferase activity
Source: RefSeq, a predicted model, not a curated record